AUGUCAGCCCCGGAGGACCUCGUGCCUCGGUUCAAGCUCGAGCGCUUGCUCAACCAGGACCAAGCAGGCAGGAGAACCUCGCUCCUCGGCACCAUUGACAACCAGCCAGCCUUGCUGGUUCUUGAGCGCGCGCCGUUUCCCAACUCCCAUGAAUACCUUGGGUCUAUAGCCGGUAGCCUCCGCACGCUCAAGAAUCUAGGCGCCAAUGACAUCUACCACUGGUACAUGGCCAGCAGCGGCGCCAUUGCCGACAAAAAGAGCGAUGACGACUUCGCCGACCUGAAGAUCAACUUGAUAUACCCGUGCACGGAACAGCACGUCAAGAAAUACAGCAAACAGGGGGUCCGAUUUGUGACAGAAACACCCGAGAUCUACCGGGACAAGAUCCGACCACACAUGCAGGCAAAACGAGACCAGGGCCGACUCAACUGGGUCUUCAACAUUAUCGAGGGUCGCAAGGAGGUCGAGGAUGUCAUUUACAGGACACCUCUCGGCGAGGCUGGUGAUGAGGGCUUCCUCCUCCUCCCAGACCUAAAUUGGGACAGGAAGACAAUCGAGGCUCUGCAUCUGCUGGGCAUAGUGGAGCGUCGAGACAUCUGGAGCUUGCGAGACCUCAAGGUCAAGCACAUCCCUUGGCUUGAGCACAUGAAUGCCAAGUUUGUCGAGGCCACUGAGAAGGUAUAUCCCGACAUCGAGUCCGACCAGUUGAAGCUAUACGUGCACUACCAGCCAACGUACUACCACUUCCACAUCCACAUUGUCCACGUGGCUCUCGAGGCCGGCGCGACACAGGCAACAGGCAAGGCCAUCGGGCUGGAAAGCAUAAUCGAGCAUCUAAAGAGCAUGGGCGACGAUCAAGAGAAGGGCAUGGACUCGGUGUCAUUGAGCUACACGCUCGGCGAGGCUGGCGAGCUGUGGACGGAGGUGUUCGGGCCGCUCAAGCGCGGUACUUCUUCUCAAUCGCCAGCACCAGGUCGUUAA
This is a messenger RNA of Diaporthe batatas, 981 nucleotides long. RefSeq lists its product as uncharacterized. Gene Ontology annotation, biological process: deadenylation-dependent decapping of nuclear-transcribed mRNA. The transcript has 2 exons. The record is from RefSeq and is a predicted model, not a curated record. NCBI's taxonomy places the organism in Eukaryota, Fungi, Ascomycota, Sordariomycetes, Diaporthales, Diaporthaceae. Bases 1 to 981 code for a protein of 326 amino acids. Gene Ontology annotation, cellular component: P-body; nucleus. Gene Ontology annotation, molecular function: hydrolase activity; RNA 7-methylguanosine cap binding.